AUGUGGGAGCUCCUCCCUCUCUUGCUACUCACCCUGGCCUAUUUCUUCUGGCCCAAGGGCAAGUCCCCUGGUGCCAAGUACCCCAACAGCCUCCCAGCCCUGCCCUUGGUGGGCAGCCUUCCCUUCCUCCCCAGACAUGGACAUCAGCAUGAGAACUUCUUCAAGAUGCAGAGAAAAUAUGGCCCCAUCUAUUCCCUUCAUAUGGGAAGCAAGAAUACAGUGAUCGUCGGGGAGCACGAGCUGGCCAGGGAGGUGCUGGUCAAGAAGGGCAAGGACUUCACCGGGCGGCCCCAAUUGGUGACUCAAAGCAUCCUUUCUGACAACCAAAAGGGCAUUUUCUUUGCCGACCAUGGUGCCCAGUGGCAGCUGCAUCGGAAACUGGCACAGGCUUCCUUUGCUUUGUUCAAAGACGGCAACAAGAGACUGGAUGACAUCAUCUGUCAGCAAAUCAGAUUACUGUCUGAUUUCCUGGCCACCCAAGAUGGACAGUCUGUAGAUUUGUCCUUGCCUAUCUAUCUGGCGAUGACCAACAUUAUGUGCUUCAUCUGCUUCAACAUUACCUACAAGAAUGGUGAUCCUGAGCUCAAGAUCAUUAAGAAUUACAACAAUGGAAUCAUGGAUACUCUGCGCCAGAACUCUAUGGUAGACAUAUUCCCCAUCCUGAAGGUUUUCCCCAACAAAAACCUGGAAAAGAUGAGAAAAUGUGUUAAAAUGAGAAAUGAAUUCCUGACUGAAAUCAUUGAAAAAUACAAGGAGAACUUUAGCAGCGACUGUAUCACUACCAUGCUGGACGUGCUGAUCCAAGCUCAGAUGAACUCAGACAACAACAAUGCAGAACCAGGCCGGGAUUCAAAGCUGCUUUCAGAUAAACACAUUCUCAUCACCAUCGGGAACAUCUUUGCGGCCGGUGUGGAGACCACCACAUCCAUGUUGCAGUGGAUUGUGGCCUUCCUGCUGCAUUACCCUCAGUUGAAAAGGAAGAUCCAGGAGGAGAUUGAUCAGAAUGUAGGUUUCAGCCGCACACCAACUCUCAGUGACCGCAACCAUCUCCUCCUCCUGGAGGCCACCAUCAGGGAGGUGCUGCGCAUCAGGCCUGCAUCCCCACUGCUUCUGCCCCACAGGGCUGUCGUCAACUCCAGCAUCGGUGGUUAUGCCAUUGACAAGGGCACAGAUGUCAUCAUUAAUAUGUGGGCGCUACAUCAGAGUGAGAAGGAGUGGGACCAGCCUGACAAGUUCAUGCCUGAGCGCUUCUUGGACCCAACAGGGAACCAGCUCAUCUCACCAUCCUUAAGCUACUUGCCCUUUGGAGCGGGACCACGCACAUGUGUAGGGGAGAUGCUGGCCCGCAGGGAGCUCUUCCUCUUCAUGGCCUGGUUACUGCAGAGGUUUGACCUCGAGGUCCCAGACGAUGGACACAUGCCUGCUCUGGAAGGUAUCCCCAAUGUGGUCUUUCUGAUCGAACCUUUCAAAGUGAAGAUCAAGGUCCGAGACGCCUGGAGGGAGGCCCAGGCUGAAGGGAGCCCCCAGAACUAGAACCUGGCACCCGACUCCAGCAGAUAGCACAGAACUAGAGGUGGCCCUCCCCCUCUUUUAACCUCUCCCCUCCCCCAGCCCUGGCAUGAUGUGCAUAAA
Molecule: messenger RNA, 1632 nt
Organism: Talpa occidentalis (Iberian mole)
Lineage: Eukaryota; Metazoa; Chordata; Mammalia; Eulipotyphla; Talpidae
Product: steroid 17-alpha-hydroxylase/17,20 lyase-like
Exons: 8
Coding region: 1-1533 (510 amino acids)
Biological process (GO): hormone biosynthetic process; progesterone metabolic process
Molecular function (GO): iron ion binding; heme binding; steroid 17-alpha-monooxygenase activity
Source: RefSeq, a predicted model, not a curated record